This is a messenger RNA of Rhinocladiella mackenziei CBS 650.93, 1875 nucleotides long. RefSeq lists its product as uncharacterized. The transcript has a single exon. Bases 1 to 1875 code for a protein of 624 amino acids. Lineage: Eukaryota; Fungi; Ascomycota; Eurotiomycetes; Chaetothyriales; Herpotrichiellaceae. The record is from RefSeq and is a predicted model, not a curated record.
AUGAAAGACACACUUCGCCAAAAAUCUGGGAAGACUGGCUCCGGGACCGAAUUUGACAUUACCUCCCAAUUGAGGGAGCCUGUGUCUCCUAAUCCCUGGACCAGCGAGACGCCCUCGACCCUCAAUGGUGACACCACCUCCCGCCAGAUAUCAAAAGCUUCCAAGACUCCCCAUCCUACUUCUCCUAUCAGAAAUGUUACCCCAGAUACUACCCAAGCGCAGUCUCAAUCUCCUCCACCAUCCGGUCAUAGAUUAGAAGUUCCUUCUGGAGACGAUGCUGCUAGCACCACUGACGACCCAGCAAAACCUGCUCGUCGAAGAAAGACCGUAACCAAAACACCUCAUACUUUUGAACUGGAGGCUGAUCUCAAUCCCGUCAAACCCAAAGAGCAGUGUCCUCCGACUCCAAUGGAAACCCCGAAGCAAGAAGGCCCGGCCCCAAUACCUAAGAAGAAAAAGCGAGCAUCUCAGCCCCCUCCGGCAGAUCCAAAUGCUCCUAUCAUGGUCAAUGCCAUCCCUUCAAUCCAGCAAACUCCUCCUCCGUCUACACCUCCCCCGGCCGUUACCGAAACUCCAGUAUCGACACCGAGACUGACUUCUGCUGCUCCUCCCCCCGCUGGUUUUCCGACAUCACCCAAACCCACACCAGCAACCGUGGCUCCUGUGAAUCCAUUCACGAACCAUCGGCCUAAAAAAUCCCUCUCAGCAUCCUCGACUUCAGUCGCAGCGUCCAAUCCUUGUCGGUUCACCCCCCCACCUCUGCCCAAGGAAUCGUUUUACGGCAAAGUCAUUGUCUUGACACACGGUGCUAGUCAAACUGGGCAAGCUUUAGUGCGUCAGUUCCACGCUGCGGGAUCUCGUGUCAUCUUUGGGGACACCAAUAGCGGCCAGGCUCGCAAACUGAUCAGUUCACUGGGACCCCCUCAUGUCGUUCAUUUUAACAAAUGUGACAUGACCAAGUAUUCUGACAUUCUCGACUUGUUCAAACUUGCCACAACAAUGUACGGGCGUGUGGAUCACGCCGUGUUCGGAGUCGGGGACGAUGGCGGUCAAGCUGUUAGUGUCGGCGAAGGCGAAAAGGGGUGGUUCGAAGAUAGGGUCGGCGUUGGCAAGACAUUCCGCACGGCUUGCACGGAUGUCGAAUCUGAACCGCCGGGUCUUGGUGACGUACUUACCGCGAGCGUCCGGUUUGCUCGUAUCGCGAUGGCAUAUCUCAAAUACUCUCCAAAGUCGAAGAAUUCCAAGAAAUCGGUGGUCAAUCCUUAUUCGACAAACCAACCCGAUCCUACUCCUCCUGCUCCAGCAAAAGAUGACCGAAGCCUGACUUUGGUCACGAGUAUUUCCGCCUUCAAGGAAACACCGCUCCUGCCCAUAUAUCAAGUCACGCAGCACGCGAUUUUAGGGCUGGUACGCAGCUUACGGACCGCAGUCGACCCUGAUCCUGAGCGGGAUGGGGUACGCAUUAAUGCUGUCGCCACCAACAUCAUGGUUCCACGUGCGAAUGCUCAGUCCGGAGGCCGUAUGUCAGUACAACUCCCACCCGACCGGCCCGAUGAUGUCGCACGGGUGAUUGUAGGGGUCGUGGCGACCAAUUCUUCUACUUCCAUUCCAACCGAGGCCAGCAGUGAGACGGGCCUCACGCAUGGAAGCGGUAUUUGGUACGAGAAGGGCUUGGAACGCGGUAUGCGGGAGAAGUACCUUCACGGCCGCGUCAUUUACAGCGUGGGUGUUGAUUGCUGGGAUGUUCAGGAGGGUUUGGAUCGCAGUGAACCCGUAUGGAUCGGCAGUCGACCGGCCGAGGUGCUAGCAAAGAGUAUGAGUGGCCUGAGUGUCGUUGAUCAAGAGGGUAGUAGCUGGAUCUUGGAUCAUUUUUGA